Fonsecaea pedrosoi CBS 271.37 is the source of this 1098-nucleotide messenger RNA. RefSeq lists its product as uncharacterized. Bases 1 to 1098 code for a protein of 365 amino acids. Gene Ontology annotation, molecular function: oxidoreductase activity, acting on NAD(P)H. The record is from RefSeq and is a predicted model, not a curated record. The transcript is spliced from 2 exons. Lineage: Eukaryota; Fungi; Ascomycota; Eurotiomycetes; Chaetothyriales; Herpotrichiellaceae.
AUGAAAGCGGUCAUCUGGACCGGCGUCCGCGCCGAACUCGUCACCGAUCGUCCCCAUCCCCGCCUCCGCCCCGACUACCUCCUAGUAUCCUGCGUAUCCAUCGGCCUCAACCCAACCGACGCCAAAUCCAUCGCCACCCGCCGCGCCGCCCUCAACGGUCUUCUUGGUAGCGACUUUGCCGGCGUGGUGUUGGAGGUCGGUGCGGAGGUGACAAAGCCAUUCGCGAAGGGCGAUCGAGUGUGCGGAUUCGCGCACGGGGCCAACUUCAACGAGGCCGAAGAUGGGGCCUGGGCCGAGAUCAUUGCUGUCAAGGGCGAUUGUUGUAUGAAAGUGCCUGAGACGUGGGGCUUCGAUGAGGCUGCGACGAUCGCUGCGAGUGCGAUUACGGCGGGACAGGGCCUUUUUCAGGAGAUGGGAUUGAGACUCCCUGCGGUCGAUGGGGAGGCGGGGGAUCUACCAGCGGGAGCGGGAACGGGAGUCGGGGAGGGCGAGAAAGAGUACAUUCUGAUCUAUGGUGGAAGUACGUCUGCGGGAACUUUGGCUAUUCAAUUCCUCACAUUCGCCGGCUACACCGUCCUCGCAACCUGCUCGCCUCGCAACUUCGACCUCUGCAAAUCCCGCGGCGCCGAAGCCGUCUUCGACUACCGCGACUCAACCUGCGGCCAGAAGAUCCACGCAUACACGUCCGGCCAACUCAAGCUGGUAUGGGACACGAUCGGCUCAGACGACGGCGUGGACAUAUGCAUGGCAUCCCUCUCCCGCGACCCUCACGCUGACAAGAAAUACGGCACGAUUCUCUUCAAUGACAUCCCGCGCACGGAUGUCAAGCACAGUUUCAGCGUGCUCGUGACGUUUGCGGGCGAGGCGUUCGACAAGUUCGGCAAGCAUUUCCCGGCAAGUCGGCGGAAUUUGGAGUUUGCGAAAAUGUUCACGACGCUGGUGGAGGGGUUGAUGGCGAAAGGUCGGUUGAUGCCGCAUCCCGUCAGACUUAUUGGGGCAGGAUUGGUGGGGAUGCUGGAGGAGGGUGUGCCGAUGAUGGAUCAGGGAAAGGUCUCGGGGUUCAAGGUUGUUGCUAGGAUAGCGGACACGCCGUCGUAG